UGAAAAACCAUAGCGCUGCCCCGCGCCCGUAAAGCGCGCAAACGCAGCCAAGAGACGCGGGCGGUUGCGUAGGCGUGAGACCGAGAGAAAGACAAUGGGCCAGGUCGGCUCUUUACCGGACGGCAGCGAGCUCAAGGAGCCGGAAGAGAAGGUGAGCCCCUCCACUUUAGUCAACGCGAACUUCGGCCUCGUGUUUGUGAAGCCGCAUGCGCACAAGCCCGAUUGUAUCGAGUUCGUGAAGGACGAGCUGAGCAAGAAGGUGAAGAUAUUGGGCGGGUGCUCCAUCGGCGCCGACGCCAUCAAGGAGGGCGGGAUUGUGGACAAGCACUACGCUGCGAUCGCCGACGCCUCGGAGAACGGCGUCGAAGGCCUCAAACCGACAGCAGAAGCGAAGGAGAAGUUCCAGGAGGCCUUCGGGUGCAAUUACGACGACAUGGUGGCGGCGGAGUGCAUCAAGUCGGCGUCGGCCUGCGCUCUUCAGCUCGGCAAGGGCGGUGAUCCGAUGCCUCCGAAGGACUUAAAUAAUCUCUGGACGACGUGUGGCGCCACGGUCAAGAUCGCUUCUGGCGUCUAUGUGGCUCGGCUGAAGGGUGGGGACGACGAAGAGGAGGAAGAAGAGGAUAGUGAGGAGGAGGACGGCGGCGGCGGCGGGUCGAACAACCUGUUUUGUGUCAACGGCUUCUACCCAUCACUCAAAGCUGCCUACGAGAAGGAUGGCGCGGAAGUGCAUCUACUAGUCGUGGCCUGGGACCCCGCGCGUCUGUCCUGGGCGGCCUUCAAGAACGACGUCAUCGGCGCGACGAAUCCCGAGCAAGCCAAUGAUGGAUCGAUUAGGAAGAAGCUCCUCGAGCAGUGGGACCCGCUCGGACUACCGGAGCAGCCCAACGGCACGGACAACGGCGUGCAUGCUUCCGCCGGGCCGCUCGAAGCCUUGAAGGAGAGACUGCUCUGGUGCGGGUUUGACCUCGAGAAGGAUCCCACCGGAUCUAGGUUGGUCCAAUUAGCGGUCUGGGACGAGUCCCGGCAUCCGGCCAUCAACGAAUUACUGGAGAACCCCGACGUCGACGUGGCGGGCUUCAAGGGCAAGGCCUUUGAUUUGUUGGAGAACAAGGACACGCCGGACCUCUACGUGCUGGCGAACAACGUCGCCUUCAAGGAGGAGCUGGCCGGGGUCUGCUGAGUUUUCUGGGGCCUAAGAGUGCUUUUUGGGAC
Molecule: messenger RNA, 1212 nt
Organism: Pelagomonas calceolata
Lineage: Eukaryota; Pelagophyceae; Pelagomonadales; Pelagomonadaceae
Source: the annotation of a GenBank genome assembly